Etheostoma spectabile (orangethroat darter) is the source of this 2578-nucleotide messenger RNA. RefSeq lists its product as uncharacterized. Bases 166 to 2220 code for a protein of 684 amino acids. The record is from RefSeq and is a predicted model, not a curated record. The transcript is spliced from 9 exons. Lineage: Eukaryota; Metazoa; Chordata; Actinopteri; Perciformes; Percidae.
AAGAAGCAUAGUUUUUCCUAGCAGCCGUGAAUGCACCACGGCCACCCUGUCCAAUAGUCGGUCUCUAUUUGGUGGAGAAAGAAUUUUGAACCUAAAACCGCCUUUUGUUUUCGACCAAGUAGCCUGCUACCUUCACCUGUCAACUUUAAGAAAACGUGCUUUUACAUGCAAAAUAUGGACGAAUUAUUCCACACAAGACUGGUUGAAAAUAGCCGUAACUACAGAAAUUCACUGGAACGAAUCAUCAACAAGUAUUCAAAGCUUCAAUACCAAGAUGGGGGGGUGGAGGUGGACCUCGACAGUACAAGAACCCAAACACUUGAACACUACAUGAACCUGUCAAAAGUAGAGCUGAACAAGCUGGAUUCAAAGAGUCUGACAGAUUUGAGAGAGGAGUCGAUAGCAGCACAGGACAUUACAAGAGACUCUCAGUUGGACUUCACGCAUCAAGAUGGCGAAGCUGAGAUGACUUGUAUUUCCACUACCCAAUUAUCUGUGCAUAAUUGGCUGGCUAGCAAUGACACAACUCACCUGACUGUGAGCUCUAUGGAUGAGAGUCAGAGAACCAUUUCUGAGACGCAGUUCCAGCCUGAGGAGCAAGACGAUGAUCUGGAGAUGAGUCUGAGAAGUCAGGGCAGCUCUUUGGUGGAGCUCUACCCCAGCAUGAUCAGUCGAAUAGGGAGGGCCUGGCAUCGGCAGCACGUCUCUGAGGCAGCCGACUCGGUGCUGAGGAGGUACCGCAGAUGGCGACAGCAGUCAAAGCGAAGCAAUCUCAGUAAAACCUUCAUUGUCACGCUGAGACACACCAACAGAAACCAAAAAAGCAUGACCAGCCAGACGCCGCUCAAGGAGAACACCAACAGCCCCGUGAAAAAGCAGUUCACCCAAACUGCCCCUCAGUCUCCAUUGCAUAAUGUAACGAAUAUGCAGGAUUGGCAAGCACAGCAGCAGUCUCCUGGGAGGUUGAGAAGAGAGCAGCACAAGCCUAUUCUCGCCAUGGACCUCUCUGGUCCGGCCGAGUUCUUCAUGUCAAAUAAGAGCUCGCUGAACGAGACCUUCAUGCCCAAAGAGAGCUCGCUGAACGAGACCUUCAUGCCUAAAGAUAGCUUGCUGAACGAGACUUUCAUGCCCAAAGAGAGCUCGCUGAACGAGACCUUCAUGCCUAAAGAUAGCUUACUGAACGAGACUUUCACCGUGUGUGAAGUGUCCCAGCUAGGAGAACAGCCCUCCAUCUACAAGUUAAGUCCUUCCCGACCUUGCUAUCCUGCAGCAAAAGCAUCCUUGGACCUGUCUCUCGGGUCCAAAAGACUUUCUUUCACUGCACGCUCACUGCAGACAGUUGGCUCCUCCUUGGAAGCCACCGCUGCGAGAGAGAGACCAGACAUCUACGGCUCCCCAGUCCGGCAAAGUCCCUCCCAUUCCAGGGUGAUGACCGGCCUCAGUAGGUCACCUCACGCCUUUUCCAGAAGCCCCAAAGCGCAUUCUGUGGAAAGCUGUUCCAGAGAGCCUACGAGGCCCAGGUUAAUGUCCACCCCUCCACAAAAGCCAACUAUGCCACAGAGGAUGCUUCAUCCUCAAGACUCCCAUCCCUCCUUCCACCAACAGCUGCGUUCACCUCAGGGGGCCACGGGAACAAAAGGCAGCGGCAAGCUCCGGCGGCACCUUUCCUUCGACUCCUCCCUGCCAUCCAUCCGCAUCUCUUGCUCCCCGAAGAAGCUUGACGAGGACUUCCUCAAGCUCUACCACAAGUUUGUCUGCCAGAACAAGUCAUCCGUCUUCAACAGGCUUCCCUGCCGCCUCUGUGCCCGAAGUUCCGAGGCCGGCAGAGGCCCCUCCUCCUCAGCUCUGGCAGCUCUCGCCUUGUCACCCCACCGCUCCCUCCUGAGGAAACGCCACAGGGAGUUGGACUGGGACAGCCAACCCCAGUCCAAAAGGUUCAGGGACAAGCACUGCCCAUCCUCCCCGGGGUCCUACCGCCAUGGGAAAGAGAUGCUGAGGCGCUGUCUCUCUCAGUCCGAGUAUGAGCAGCCUCAUUAUGGCCUCUCCUACAGCGCCACUAAACCCAGUAUGUUUCAAAGAUUCAGCCCCCAGAAGCGCUCAGCAGAUAAUCAGGAAACAUGGAUGAGUCUGCACCGCCAUGUGUCUGCAGCAGAUUUUUCUGGCAUUGGAAGUUCACUUGAGAGCAGAAUGACCCAUGGCUUCUCCCCCAGAAAAUGGUGAACACCAGCCUGCCCACAGAAGAAGGAAAACUGUUUUGUCGUGUCACAAAUGUCAGUAUGAAAGUAUUUCUGAAAGUGUCGGGUACAAAUAUAGUUGAAAAUUACAUGUGUGAGCUCAGCAAAUUAUGUUCCUAAACUGCUGCAUGUUACAUUUAGUGCUCAUUAUAGAUCCGUUUGUGUUCCUGUUUGGAUGUUUUUAAUUUUUACAAGUACUGUCAAACCAUGUAUUUGUCUAAUCUUAACUUUUUAUACAUACUGUGGUACAUCAUUACCUCAGUUAAUACAGCCUCAUGUUUAUUUAUUUUGUUUAUUAUUGAAAUAAAAUUGCCAAUGUCAAAAUGUAGUGUCUGAAAAAAGGA